Molecule: messenger RNA, 1295 nt
Organism: Octodon degus (degu)
Lineage: Eukaryota; Metazoa; Chordata; Mammalia; Rodentia; Octodontidae
Gene: Luc7l
Product: LUC7 like
Exons: 10
Coding region: 39-1085 (348 amino acids)
Biological process (GO): mRNA splice site recognition
Cellular component (GO): U1 snRNP; U2-type prespliceosome
Molecular function (GO): mRNA binding
Source: RefSeq, a predicted model, not a curated record
CACCGAGAGGAUCUGUCGCGGCCGCCCUUCCUGGCACCAUGUCCGCCCAGGCGCAGAUGCGUGCCCUCUUGGACCAGCUUAUGGGCACAGCUCGGGACGGAGACGAAACCAGACAGAGAGUCAAGUUUACAGAUGACCGUGUUUGCAAGAGUCACCUUCUGGACUGCUGCCCUCAUGACAUCCUGGCUGGAACGCGCAUGGAUUUAGGAGAAUGUACCAAAAUUCACGACUUGGCCCUCCGAGCAGAUUAUGAAAUUGCAAGUAAAGAGAGAGACCUGUUUUUUGAAUUGGAUGCAAUGGAUCACUUGGAGUCCUUUAUUGCAGAAUGUGAUCGGAGGACUGAGCUUGCCAAGAAACGACUGGCAGAAACACAGGAGGAGAUCAGUGCAGAAGUUUCUGCAAAGGCAGAAAAAGUGCAUGAGUUGAAUGAAGAAAUAGGAAAAUUGCUUGCAAAAGCUGAGCAGCUAGGAGCUGAAGGAAACGUGGAUGAAUCUCAGAAGAUUCUCAUGGAAGUGGAGAAAGUUCGUGCAAAGAAAAAAGAAGCUGAGGAAGAAUACAGAAAUUCUAUGCCUGCAUCUAGUUUUCAACAGCAAAAACUGCGUGUCUGUGAAGUCUGUUCAGCCUACCUUGGUCUUCAUGACAAUGACCGCCGUCUGGCAGACCACUUUGGGGGCAAGUUACAUUUGGGGUUCAUUCAGAUCCGAGAGAAACUUGAUCAGUUAAGGGUCAGAUGCUUUGAGUCUGGAUCAAGAACCAGAGAGCGCAGGAGGUCACGCUCUCGGGAUCGUCGUCGUAGGCGAUCAAGAUCUACCUCUCGAGAGAGACGGAAGUCUUCCCGUUCCCGUUCCCGAGACAGAGACAGACAUCGUCGCCACCGCAGCCGUUCCCGGAGCCACAGCCGGGGACACCGCCGGCCUUCCAGGGACCGGAGUGCAAAAUACAAGUUCUCCAGAGAGCGCAUGUCGAGAGAGGAGUCCUGGGAGUACGGGCGCAGCGAGCGAGGGUCCACCGACUGGAGGCUGGAGAGCUCCAAUGGGAAGGCUGCUUCAAGGAAGUCAGAGGAGAAGGAGGCCGGCGAGAUCUGAGCCCUUUUCCUGGCAUUGUAAAUAGUCUGAGAGAUGUUCAACAUAGCCUAAAAUUACCCUUUAUAUUUCCUGAAUACAACUCAUCUUUUGUAGUUUAAAUUUCUUUUGUUUGGAGCUAGCUAUGAGUUUCUAGAGCUGAGCAGAGUUGCUCCUGUGUUCUGGGGUUAUGUUGCAUAGGAAUAAAUAAACCUGGCAGACUGUCUUCUGACA